Molecule: messenger RNA, 996 nt
Organism: Dibothriocephalus latus
Lineage: Eukaryota; Metazoa; Platyhelminthes; Cestoda; Diphyllobothriidea; Diphyllobothriidae
Source: the annotation of a GenBank genome assembly
UCGAGGGUUACGCCGCCUGCUGAUGUCAGUACUCCGAGGGUAGCAGUCGGCAAAAAGGCGGUUCGUACAGCUACUGCCCCGGCACUUACGGUGCCUCAGCUCCGGAGCCCACAACAGGAAAACCAGCAGACCCUACGGCCAGAUGAACCACGUCGGUGGGAGCCACGAUCACCGUUUAACCGUGCCUGGUACAGUGGCCACUCCACGCUCAAUCGUUACGGCUCCCAGGAGAGUGCAUAUAAUAGCCGCCGGGGACUAUGGUCAGGUAGCGGCACACUGCCGUCUUCCGCCUUGGGCAGCUCCUCGGGGUGUUUUCAUGAUGUACGCGAAGUGUACACAAUCCAGCAGGUACUGCGCGACACUCUCGAGACGCGUCGUCGGCCCCAAGACGAAAAGAACAAAGUAAUGGUUCGACAAAGACAUAGGAAGGAGUACCUUCGAUCAUGGAGUCGAGAGCGGAUUAUAGUUACAGAACAAAUCCUCUAUCCGACAACAAACCUUUCAGUCACCAGCGCAGGUAGCUCGCUGUUGAACGUGACAGAAGGUCUAGGAAAGUCUAAUGUCUCUGCGCAAGCUUCACCCAGUUGUCAUGAUACCUCUAGUUCAAGGAACAGUACUGGUUAUACAUCCCCAUUCCACACACUCAGCCCACCAGUCAGAACUUCUGCGCACUUGAGUGAUCAAGUCCACGUGGUGCCUGUUGUUUGUAAUUCGAAAAAAUCUGCAGACAAGUCGCAGAAGGUAAUUGCAAGGCCACGUCUGAGGAAGCAAGUGUCUGCACCAGGAACCUACUUGUUCGGCGAGUUGGAUGCUUUCAAUGACACUGAAAUGCAAAAUGACAACGGGAGACAGAUUCCCCUCAAGUCCACUCUAGCCAUGUUGCGCUCUCCUUCAGCAAAUUCGCCUUCCUUAAUCCGCAAAACAGACCAGCGCAACGUCCGAUUCGCAUCUAACUACAGACUACCUGAACACAUGGACGAAGACCAGUUUGUGUAA